AUGCAGCUUUUCGAAAAGGCAAUCGCAAAAGAGCUGCACGGCCUGAUGGCGGACGCCGUUAAGUACUACCGAGAGGCGUUCAGGCUCAAUGACCGCGUGGAUCUCAUAUAUCGCAAAAACACCGUGCCGCAGGCCCUCGAAAAGCUUCGAGGCGAACAGGGCAAAAACGCCAGCCGCAAAGUCGAUGAAGCGAAACUCAAGGCAAUAGAUGUGGACAGUCUCCUCGCAUCCUUUGCACACGAAAGCGCAUAUGCGCCUGACCCUGCGGACCCCCGACAUUGGGACGACGGUCACGUGGCUAUCAAGUUUGCCAGCAUGCAGCUAAAUGGAGAAGAUCGGGUGGUGGACGUCAAACCGGUUUCCCCGCUCGUAAACCUACCUGCGGAGGUCUGGGUAUACGUGUUGCAGAUUCUUCUACGGAAAGACCCAGAGGCCUGGUUCAAGUUUGGCGUCACAUGCAAGAAACAUGCUUAUCUUGCAUUUCACACCUCGGGCAUAUGGCGCCAGUUGUGCUACCUUAUAUAUCCCAAGCAAAACUACGAAGAAAACGUGGGGUUCAUGGGGAAAAGCCUUCCUGUCCCUGCGGACCCGAUGGCAGUGUUGCUGCAUCAUGGAAGCUCAUGGAAACAGAUGAUCCGCGAGCGGCCUUUCCUUAAGUUCCUAGGCUGUUAUAUCAGUGUGGUUAACUAUUAUAGUGAGGGAGGCCGUGAAGAGCUUUCACAAAGCAUGAGAAACCCCGUGCGCACAAUCACUUAUUAUAGAUACUUGCGCUUCUAUCCAAACGGAGCCUGUGUGAUGGCACUCACGCGUCUCGAGCCCAGCGUGGUGGUGGGCCAGUUUCUGAAAUCAAACAGCUUGCGGUGCUUGUUGACCAAUAUAGACUCACGUGAUGUGACCAAGGUCAACCCUUCCAAAGAGCCACACAAAAUCUUCCACGGCACAUGGACGCUUUCCACCGAAGGCAAAGUACACGUGACCGUGACCUCGGGCCUGGUGCCGUACUAUGAGUUCCACUACGAGUUUGUUGUCAAGAACUUGGGAGGAAUGCCAAACCAUGCUAAAUUGGCAUGGGUCACUUUUUACGCGGUAUGGAAAACCUAUCCGGGAAGUGAAGAGCGUGCAGGCGAAAAGGUUGAGUUCUCAUUGAAAAACGAGAAGGACUUCAAGUUUCUGCGAGUGAGGUCCUACCAGGAAGAUAACUAG
This is a messenger RNA of Metschnikowia bicuspidata var. bicuspidata NRRL YB-4993, 1203 nucleotides long. RefSeq names its product SCF ubiquitin ligase complex subunit. The transcript has a single exon. Lineage: Eukaryota; Fungi; Ascomycota; Pichiomycetes; Serinales; Metschnikowiaceae. Gene Ontology annotation, cellular component: SCF ubiquitin ligase complex. Gene Ontology annotation, molecular function: protein binding. Gene Ontology annotation, biological process: SCF-dependent proteasomal ubiquitin-dependent protein catabolic process. The coding region runs from base 1 to 1203 and encodes 400 amino acids. The record is from RefSeq and is a predicted model, not a curated record.